AUGACUCCUCCCGUCGCAUCUCAGGCAGCCCCUGCCUCCUCGAACGAAGACUCCGCCGAUGGCACGCGAGGCGAGCGCGAUGAAUCUGAGGCACGUUCAGCUACUUCCACUCAGGACGUCAUGCAUCCACAAGACUCCAACAUCGUCAUCCUCUGGGGGGAUUAUGACGAGAGCAUCCUCUGGCAGUCCUACGCCCCUCGGCUCGCCUGGGAAAUGGCAAAAGAGAAGGAACAGUCAGAGAAAUUUGCGGCCAACUCCGUUAACGAUGCCGGCGGCGUUGCGUCGAGCAUCGGGCCAGAAGAUCCGCCCACACAACCGCCAUUCCCCCCCUAUGCACUACACAAGAAGCGUUCAAAGCCAGGAAAAGCGGGACAGGAAAACGACAAAUCACGCGUAACCUGCCCGGAGUCUGCAGAGACAGCAAUGGGUGAACUGGUUUAA
This is a messenger RNA of Clonostachys byssicola, 441 nucleotides long. NCBI's taxonomy places the organism in Eukaryota, Fungi, Ascomycota, Sordariomycetes, Hypocreales, Bionectriaceae. The record is from the annotation of a GenBank genome assembly.